Messenger RNA from Mesorhabditis belari, 1203 nucleotides. Lineage: Eukaryota; Metazoa; Nematoda; Chromadorea; Rhabditida; Rhabditidae. The record is from the annotation of a GenBank genome assembly.
AUGAAUUCAACACUGACAACAUUGAUUUUCGAUGCGACAACUGAAACAUCAAAGAGUGCCGCUGAUUCAGCGAUCGGAUAUGCUGCUCUGCUAAUCUCGUGUCUCGGUUUUGGUUUGAUGUUCGCCCCAAUGCGGAAAGUGGACAGUCGAGAUGGGUUUUUUGUGCAAUGGGUCCAGUGCAGUGUCGUCUUCUUAUUCGGCUUCAUCAUCAAUAUUAUACGUGAUUUUCCUAAAUUUGAGCCAAUCGCCGCCAUUGGUGGGAUACUGUAUGCAACUGGAAAUCUGUUCUCAAUCCCGAUCGUCGCAAGGAUCGGUGCCGGGCUGUCACUUCUUUUCUGGGGAUCUAUACAGGUGAUGGUCGGUUGGGCGGUGGCUCGUUUCGGUCUUCCUUUUGAUCUCCUCAAUGAAUCGCCCGUCCAGCACAAUGCCCUCAAUUACAUCGGAAUGUUUUUAACAUUGAUUUGUGGAAUCAUGUUCAUCUUUGUGAAACACGAAAAUGAUGAAAGAAAUGUGAUUAAUGAAAAAGUUGAACAAAAGGAAACAAUAGAAUUAGAAGAGAGUCAGGUCAAAAUCCAACAACAAUCGGCAGAAAAGACGAGUUUAAAUGAAACACUGGGCAAGUUACCCUAUAUCGGCAUGGCGUGUUGUCUAGGCGUUUUGCAUGGAUUGAUGAUGUGCCCACUGGAUAUUCUCAAGCAGAAACACCCAUCCGAUGACAAAUAUCGAGUGUUCGACUUUUGCUUUUCCUACUUUAGUACGAUAUUUUUCUUCUCUACAAUCUAUUUCGUUAUUUAUUGCGUCGUGAGGAGAAAGAAGAUUUAUGUGAAUAGCGCAAUCAUUCUCCCAACGCUUGUCUACGGGAUUCUGUGGAAUGUCGGGAUGACAUUUUGGUUCCUUUCAAGCGAUAAAUUAGAGCAAACCGUUGCCUAUCCUAUAACGACAAGGUUACCCGCCAUCAUGAGUGCCCUCAUCGAUGUCGUUAUUUUCAAAAGUAUUCGGGGUCGAAACAAUCUCCUCUAUUUGUCUUUUUGUUGUCUUCUUGGUGUCAUGGCUGUCAUUUUGAUUGCAGAACAAAUCGACGAAGUUUUCCCACUUUUUCUCGAUAAACGCAAUUUUUAUGAUGAAUUUCACAUGAAUCCUCAUCUCCGUGCUCGUUUCCUUUCAUUGAUGGAGGGCAACGUUCUCAGCGCACAACGUCUUGGG